AUGACUGAAACUCCAUUAAAACAACGUUAUAUGGUUAUAACCUCUUCGUGGGAGGCUGGAACUCGUAAUGCCGACACUUUACAUGAUUUGACUUCUAUUCCACUUUCCACUAUAUACAAAUACAUAAAAAAACUCAAAGAUGAUAUUCCUUUGAAUCCUCUACCCCGAUCUGGCAGGCCAAAGAAACUUUCUCCUAAACAACGUCGUCAUCUCGGUCAACUCGUCUCAGUAAACAAAUUUUCUACAAGUACUGAAUUUGCAAAUAUUUUAAACGCCCAUAAUCCUGACCUAAAUGUCAGUAAUCGGACGGUGCUCAAUGAACUUCAUAACAUGCAAUAUCGCGCCAAUUCCGCGGCCUAUGACCCAAUUCCUCCUGUUUCAACUAAUUUAGCAAACGAUGCUGUAGUAUUGUGUUUUGAUGAAUUUCAAGUCACUGAUAUAGCAGAUGCAAUGAUAUUAAGACGUUUGUUCGAGUGUUUGUUUGAGAGAGGUGUAGUUAUCGUCACAACAUCAAACUGGCAUCCUGACGAUCUCUACAAAAAUGGAAUUCAGCAUGAUAUUCCUUUGAAUCCUCUACCCCGAUCUGGCAGGCCAAAGAAACUUUCUCCUAAACAACGUCGUCAUCUCGGUCAACUCGUCUCAGUAAACAAAUUUUCUACAAGCACUGAACUUGCAAAUAUUUUAAACGCCCAUAAUCUUGACCUAAAUGUCAGUAAUUGGACAGUGCUCAAUGAACUUCAUAACAUGCAAUAUCGCAGUACAGUUCCCAAAUCUAUCCCUCUUCUUACAACCAGUCACAAACAAAAUCGAGUAGCAUUUGCCAUAAAAUACAGGAAACAAAACUGGAACAAGGUUAUUUUUUCUGACGAAACUACAUUCCAGAUAUUCCGAAAUACUCAAAAAGUGUUUUACAAGAUCGGUACACAGCCUCCAAUUAAAGCUAUGGUAAAACAUCCAUAUAAAAUUCACGCAUGGGGUGCCUUUUCAUAUCAACAUUAG
Messenger RNA from Entrophospora sp. SA101, 999 nucleotides. The record is from the annotation of a GenBank genome assembly. Lineage: Eukaryota; Fungi; Glomeromycota; Glomeromycetes; Entrophosporales; Entrophosporaceae.